AUGCCCAACGGUUGCAGGUCAUUCUUUGAGCUCUUGGAGGUCUUAUUUUGCGAAGGGUCUGGUUUUAGGUGUGCUCUGUUUGCUAAAGUAGCAUGGUGCUUGUGGCAGCGGCGAAACAAACUAAGGGUGCAACAACAAACUUGGCAACUGCACGAGAUUGGGGAUAGAGCUAAGGCGCUUGUUCAGGAGUUCUGGGAUGCUAAUCAUAGGGAGCAGCAGCUGCCUACCCGUCGUCCUCCUGUUCGCUGGUCCCCUCCACCUGAAACUAGCUAUAAAGCUAAUUUUGAUGCUGCCAUUUUUGACGGAACGAGCUCUGUUGGGAUAGGUGUGGUGUUUAAGGAUCAUUCAGGUAGCAUUAUUGCUGCCUUAAGUCAGAGGAUUGAGUCCUUUCAUUCGGUUGAGGUGGCUGAAGCUUUGGCUGCGAGGCGAGCUGUGAUGCUGGCUAAGGGAGCUUAG
Messenger RNA from Quercus lobata, 456 nucleotides. RefSeq lists its product as uncharacterized. NCBI's taxonomy places the organism in Eukaryota, Viridiplantae, Streptophyta, Magnoliopsida, Fagales, Fagaceae. The transcript has a single exon. The coding region runs from base 1 to 456 and encodes 151 amino acids. The record is from RefSeq and is a predicted model, not a curated record.